CAGCCAGACACUUUGCCUCUGGGCAUGUGGGAAGGAACUGAAGGAGGAGGGAAAACAUCGCGCUAGGGCUAGAUGGAGGAGCUCCUGCGGCUGCUUCUGAGUGAGGAUCUGGAGAGCCGGAGCGGUCUGCUCCCGUUCUUCCCUUCAGGAGGCCAUUCCUCCAUUUUUAAACCCAAAUAAAGAGGGGGCGCUGGGCUGAGCCGGUAUAAGUCACUCGUCGCAGACCUCGAUCCGGCCUCUGGCUAAGGCCGGAGAGGUGGCCUUAGGGGACGCUGAAGUUACACUGUGGCGGGAGGGGAAGGGUCUCUAAGCUCCUCUCCAAUCACGGUGGCUGCUGAAGCUAUUUGCAUGUAUUAUGCUAAUAGGGACCUCCCGCUCCGCUCCCACCCGCGCUCCCGCCCUCUCGUGGGUCCAGGCGGGCUGGGCGAAGGUGAAUACAUUAUGCUAAUAAGGAGGCUCCUGCGGGAGGGGGCGGGCCGUGCUGGAGGCGCGCGCGCACGGUCUCACCCGCGAGCAUCCCGGGGUAUUUAAGGCUCGCACACGGGAGGCUGCGGAGCUACUUCUGGGGCCUCGCGGCUCGCGAUCGCUGCUUGGGUCACUUGGUUCUCCUCUCUCCUCUAUCCCUCUGGCCACCCCUCGGGGGCCGCGCUCUCGGCGCGUCUCUCUGCAUUUCUUUUUCUUUUUGGCCUUGAACUGAUCCAGGUGGGAGACAGGUCGGCGUGUGAAAAGCCCCGGAAUAGGUAGAGCUAGGCAGACAGACGCAACAGGUCGGAGCGGGGAGAGGGGCCGGCGGACCCUGCGCCUCCGCGCGGGGGACCACUAAGGAGGUGUCGGAUCUUGAGGGGUCAGAAGAGCUGCCCUGGUGGGCAUUUCAUUUCAGCUGUGACCCCCGGCGCCACACAGCCCCCCGGCCAGAGGGGGCUUUUCACUCUCAGCAGGAAAGGGAGAAAGAAUCAGGAGGAUGGUCCACGCUUGCUGAUCCGGACGCCGAGCCAAGCUCAGGUCCACCUCUGAGCGGGGGCUCCGACUCCACCAACUAGUUGUGCAGCCGCAGGGACUGAACUUUGGAGGCACCGGCCCUUCCUCUCCUAAGAUAACUGGAGGAGAUAGAGGGGCUGAAGGCGUAAGGGAGGCCGGCGACCCCAACACGAUGUUGGUGAAGAAGCUUGCAGAAGGGAAAGGAGGGGGACGAGAGCCUGGAUCAGAAGAUCCGCGCCCCUUGGGACAGCGUUGUGCCGGCACCAUGGCCUCGUGCGCGGCCCUGGCGACCCUGCUGUCAGUGGUGGCCGUGGUUUUUUGUUUGUAUCUGGGGGUGAAAACCAACGACCUCCAGGCGAGGAUUGCUGCUCUUGAAUCUGCUAAAGGGACCCCUUCCUUUCGUCCGCUGCCUGACACCCUCGAUGAGCUGAAGGCUAUGGUUCAGGAGAAAGUGGAGCGUCUCUUGGCACAGAAAUCCUAUGAACAUAUGGCUAAAAUAAGAAUCGCAAGAGAGGCACCUUCAGAGUGCAACUGCCCAGCAGGUCCUCCGGGGAAGCGAGGGAAGAGGGGCCGAAGAGGAGAGUCUGGUCCUCCUGGUCAGCCUGGCCCCCAGGGCCCCCCUGGUCCAAAAGGUGAUAAGGGAGAACAAGGUGAUCAGGGGCCUCGGAUGGUGUUUCCUAAAAUCAAUCAUGGCUUUCUCUCUGCUGAUCAGCAGCUCAUUAAACGCCGGCUGAUUAAGGGUGACCAAGGACAGGCAGGGCCUCCAGGACCCCCAGGCCCUCCUGGUCCAAGAGGCCCACCAGGGGACACAGGGAAGGACGGCCCCCGAGGAAUGCCAGGAGUACCCGGUGAACCAGGGAAACCAGGAGAACAAGGCUUGAUGGGACCUCUGGGGCCUCCAGGACAAAAGGGUUCCAUCGGAGCACCUGGGACCCCAGGCACAAAUGGGCAAAAGGGUGAGCCUGGAUCACCUGGAGCAGCAGGGCAAAGUGGACUCCCAGGACCAAAGGGGGAGCCUGGAAAAGAAGGAGAAAAGGGAGAUGCUGGAGAAAAUGGCCCCAAAGGUGACGCGGGUGAAAAGGGUGACCCUGGAUCAUCUGCUGCAGGAAUUAAGGGAGAACCUGGAGAAUCUGGUCGUCCAGGACAAAAGGGUGAGCCAGGGCUGCCUGGACUGCCUGGACUCCCGGGGAUCAAGGGAGAACCAGGCUUCAUUGGUCCCCAAGGAGAACCCGGCUUACCAGGGUUACCAGGAACAAAAGGUGAACGUGGAGAGGUGGGGCCUCCUGGGAGAGGUGAACGAGGGGAUCCUGGAGCCCCAGGCCCAAAGGGGAAACAAGGUGAAUCAGGAGCUAGAGGCCCAAAGGGGUCAAAGGGUGAUCAUGGAGACAAAGGAGACUCUGGAGCUCUGGGACCACGGGGUCCACCUGGGCAAAAGGGAGAUCCAGGAGCUACUGAGAUCAUAGACUACAAUGGCAACCUCCACGAGGCCUUACAGAGGAUCACCACCUUAACUGUCACGGGCCCCCCUGGACCUCCUGGACCUCAAGGACUACAAGGGCCAAAGGGCGAGCAAGGAUCUCCAGGAAUUCCCGGAGUUGAUGGAGAACAGGGACUCAAAGGCUCAAAGGGAGAUGUGGGGGACCCAGGUAUGCCAGGUGAAAAAGGAGGAAUCGGCCUUCCUGGACUCCCGGGUGCCAAUGGAGUGAAAGGAGAGAAAGGAGACUCUGGGUUGCCAGGUCCUCAGGGUCCUUCUAUCAUAGGCCCUCCAGGUCCUCCAGGUCCCCAUGGCCCGCCUGGCCCCAUGGGACCCCAUGGACUUCCUGGACCAAAGGGUGAACCAGGGUUAAAUGGUGUUAAAGGAUUGAAGGGUGAACCAGGCCAAAAGGGUGACAGAGGACCCCUUGGUCUUCCAGGAGCAUCUGGCUUAGACGGGAAGCCAGGAUCCCGGGGUGCAGAUGGUCCUAUGGGACCCCAUGGCCCUGCAGGUCCCAAAGGAGAAAGAGGAGAAAAAGGAGCUGUGGGAGAGCCUGGACCUAGAGGGCCGUAUGGGCUGCCUGGCAAAGAUGGAGAGCCUGGUCUUGAUGGCUUCCCUGGUCCUCGAGGCGAGAAGGGUGACCUGGGAGAAAAGGGAGAAAAGGGAUUCCGUGGCGUUAAGGGGGAAAAGGGGGAGCCAGGCCAGCCUGGCCUGGAUGGGCUGGAUGCCCCUUGCCAAUUGGGACCUGAUGGAUUACCCAUGCCUGGCUGCUGGCAAAAGUGAUGAAUCUAACCUCCCAAGCAUGAAGUUGUGUAUAUAAUGGUCCACCUUUUAUAUUUAUAGUUGAAAAACUGAGUUGCAGAUUUUGCAAGUGUGGAAUCUGCUCACCUGGCACUGCUCCUCCCUGUUCACAGUAGUGCAGACGUCCAUCUUUUCUCACAUCUGAGGUUAGGCAGUUUACGGAAGGAAAUAUAGAUCAGUGUCUCUAUUUUAUGUGAACAUGUGUAUUUAUAUGGACAUCAGUGAUAAAGGAACGAUUGCUCUCGCUAUUUUCUUAUUUGGGGCCUGUUAAUUGCAUGGACAAAAAGUGCCAUGAAAUAGUUUACAUGAAACUGUGACCAAAUACGGACUCAAAGCGACGAAAGUGAUGAACAUGUAGCGCACAUUCCUAGUAGCAUUCAUUCAUUCAUUCAUUCACGCGCACACCACCUACUGAAACUGACUAAAAACAGCAUGCCCAUGUGCCAGCCCUGCUUGUGUAAAUGCAGAUGCUUGCAUGCUGCCUCCCGAGUUCUUUGACGACAUCUGAGCCUUUGUCCUUUUGUCAUCCCAAGGGGGUUACACCGUGGCUAAUCGCCAAAAAGAGAUAAGUUGAUGGAGAGCACCCACACAGUUGGUCUUAUAUUUUGAGGGAGUUGCAGUCCCGACUGCAGAUCCACAGCUCCUAAUAAUGCGGGCUGCUAUGACCGCCUUGGUUGAAAUACCAAAGGGUGGAGCCCGUCACUGUGGCUAGUUUUCCUUGGGCUGCGCUUGGCAGUGAAGACACCGGAAGAGGAGCAGUUCUGCAUCCUGCACUGUCUUUCCUGUGACCAAGUUGGAAGGAGGUUUAUAUCCAUGAACACCCAGAACAGCAGAAAUUGUUUUUCUAGAUGAACUGACUUCCCACAGGUUGAUCCGGGUGCUUUGGGGAAAUGUCAGAGGUAAUGCGGCAGUGUUCUGGAGACAGCGGAGCCUUGGAAUGGAAGCCCCCAUGUGUGCAGAUUGAAAGGUGCAGACAUGCCAUCAGAGCUCAGGUUGCUGAAGAGAGACGUGUCCCAAAAAGGGAUCAGACAGAAUAAGCUGUGUGCUCACUCUACCGGAGGUGGCCAGAAAGCGUCCCUCUCUCCCUCCCUUCUGGGCUUGACCCAUACCAGAUGUUUUGCUAUAAGUUCUAGAAACAAGAUGUAGUUUCCCUUCUUUCUCAUACUUUUUUUUUUUAUUUUCCUAGUCCAGGAACAGAAAAUAAUUGCUUCAGUUUGGGUCUCAUAGUUUUUAAAGAACAUUUUUUAAGAAAAGUUUUCAAAUCAUUGUAAUUUGAAUCCAAUAGUAACCUUUUAACAUCUCCUUUUUGUUUGUUUGAGAUAAUUGAGGAGAUUAUAGGAAGGCUUCAUUUUUUACUUAAUCAUUAUAAAGUAUGAAGAUGAAGCAUUUUUUCACUACUUUUUGAUUUACAUUGACAAAAUUUAUCUGUCAGUUAUUGUAGAGUCAGGAUUUUAUCACAUUUAAUAGCAUGAACUUGCUUCUUGUAAGUUUUUUUCUAUAUUGAAGUUUAUUUCUCAAGUUUUGUUUUUACAUUUCUAAGUGUGUGUCUCAUACACAGACCAAAUCUGAGAUCUCAGAAAGCCCUGAAAUAUAGUUGCCAAAAAAGGGUCUUGUUUUUACCAACUUGCUCAAAACCUACCUACACAGACUUAGACUUUUUCUUUGCCGAGUUGGUGGCAUGUUUUGAAAUGAUUUAUUCUAAGUGGAAGGGUUGCCUGGGAAAAGCACCAUCCAUCUGUGGGAGUAGUGAUCCUGGUAGCUCCUUAGAGAAUUUCAUUUCCCUCGGUGAUUAAAUGUCAUUUUUGUGGGAACAUUUCUAGUUUGGUGUUUGGGUUUUCACCACCACCACAGCAAAAAUUAGUUCAUGCUUAGGAUUACAACAAUGAAGAUACAAUUUCAAAACAGAUCUUAAGAUGUCUUUCAUAUCAUAGAAGCAAAUGCUCAAUCAUUCAAAAUGAUGUCAUCAUUUUUCUUUAUGUCAUUUCUGAGGUUAGAAUUUAAAGGUUAAAUCAGACUAUCUAGUAACAUUUCUAAUAACAUUCCACACUCCUAAGCCAAUUUAGUUUUUUGUUGUUGUUGUUGUUGUUGUUUGUUUGUUUGUUUU
Onychomys torridus (southern grasshopper mouse) is the source of this 5357-nucleotide messenger RNA. It is a transcript of the gene Col25a1, whose product is annotated as collagen type XXV alpha 1 chain. The record is from RefSeq and is a predicted model, not a curated record. The transcript has 39 exons. Lineage: Eukaryota; Metazoa; Chordata; Mammalia; Rodentia; Cricetidae. Bases 1151 to 3235 code for a protein of 694 amino acids.